This is a messenger RNA of Dermacentor andersoni, 2280 nucleotides long. RefSeq names its product Na(+)/citrate cotransporter-like. Lineage: Eukaryota; Metazoa; Arthropoda; Arachnida; Ixodida; Ixodidae. Gene Ontology annotation, molecular function: succinate transmembrane transporter activity; citrate transmembrane transporter activity. Gene Ontology annotation, cellular component: plasma membrane. Gene Ontology annotation, biological process: transmembrane transport; citrate transport; succinate transport. The record is from RefSeq and is a predicted model, not a curated record.
AUGGCGCAUCGUGGUGUUUUUUUUUACGGUUUUAUUCUUGCUUUACCUUCGUUUUUCUCACCGGGAGGGCAUAGGCUUAUGUUUUAGCUUGUGAACUUGUAUUGUGAACUUGUGCAUUAUUUGCCCCGACCUCUGACCUACUCCCUCAAACUCACUGCUGGGUUCUUUUUUAUCGCUACGGCUUCGUUCCUCUGCUCCCAAAUACACUUAUAUUUAAAAAAAAGAAAAUACACGUCUCCUUGCUUUUCUCCGUUGAGUCCACGUCUUGCCAUUCUGCAGUCGUGGCGCGCCAGCAGCGUGGGCCUGCUGCUCAUGGCGUCGCUGACGAUGGACCUGGUGGCGGCACCCAUGGCUUCGUUGCUGCCUUUCCUGUGCAUGCCACUUCUGGAGCUGGCCGACGCGUCAGCCGCCGCACUGCCGUACUCCACGGUUCGCCAGAUGAGUUUCCUGUGCGCCAUGCUGCUCGUGCUGACCAUGGAAGAAUGCGGCCUCUCGACUCGCCUGGCGCUGCUCAUACUCAGUCACACUGGACACAAGAUCAACAGCAUCCUGGCACUCGUAAUAGCCGUGGCCGUGACAAUGACGUGUCUGCUGGAUGCCUUUUGCGUCACCGUACUCAUGAUGUCUACCGUAGAGUGCAUCGUGGACGAAAUAUACUUUCACGUUGUUCAAGCCAACGUGCCCUCCGGGAUGGCCGACCCAGGCCAACGCCCUUGCCAUGGAAGUGGGGCAAGCCCCAAUUCGGCGCCGCAGCGGCAGUCAAUGGAGUCGACCGAGCACCUGUCGUACUUCACCUACCGCCGCUACAUCUUCAGCGAGUGCACCACUUACAUCCGGGACGAACGGAACACGCUGUUCAAGGCCAUGAUGGCGGCUGUCGUGUACGGCUCCAACAUAGGCAGUAGCGGCACCUCUCGCGGCUCCCAGCAGAGCUACUACCUGCUCCAUUUCUUGCGCCAGACGUACAAGGGAGGGACGACGCUCAACUACGUCACCUGGACAGUGUACUCGGCUCCGUCUGUGGUCGCUUCGGCCGUGUUUCUGUGGUGGCAUCUCUGCAGGCGAUUUGCGCCCAGAGCGUUGCAGGCUGCGGCACAGUACCAGAACGACACAGACGCGUGCCAGGAAAAGUACGCCACAAUCAGGAGAAUAGGGUACAAGUCUUACGAGGCCGUGGCCAUAAUGAUGAUGGCGGCCUACGUCAACUGUUCCCUUGUCGGCCAGGACUGGAUUAACAUCAACGACAACACCAGCGCGGUUCGCUCGGAGACGGUGAUGGUGGGCCUGACGUCACUUGCGUUCAUGGCUCCUGCGCGACGUUCCCGCUGCUCUGUGGCCCCGGGUAUCGUCUCGACCGACGUGAUCCAGACUCGCUUUCCCUGGGGCGUAUUCCUGCUCGCCGGAGCCGGAUGCGCCAUGACACUCUGUUUCGAGCUCGGUGAGGUGAGCGCCUUGCGCCUGGAACUAGUGUCAGCGGCGGCGGACAUACACCCCGGCUUGGGCGUGGCGCUACUGUUCACGAUCCAGUGCUUCCUGGUCGAGAUGAAGAGCAGCCACGACAGCGUGCUCCAUCUCAUGGCUCCCAUGGUUUCUUUGGCCAGCGAGCGCCAAUGGAACCCUCUGCUGCUUCUGCUGCCGGUGACCAAGGGGGCAUCGAUGGUGUUCCUGCUGCCAGUGUCCUGCUACGGAAACGCACUGCUCUUUGACUACGCACGCAUGUCUUGCUGGGAGAUGAUUAAAAUCGGCUUUCCAGUCAAGAUUGUGACUAUCGUACUUGAGCUGCUCUCAUUGCUGACCGUGGGCAACGCCAUGUUCGACCUGGGCCAUUUUCCCGCUUGGGCAACACUGGUACCACCGACGACGACGACGACGAUAUCGGCGUUCAAUGCCUCAACACUCGACAUCCUCAACAUCACCAGCUACCUCUGAGUCUGUGCGCAAGGACAUACGGGGCAUUCAGCAAUGUUUGUUUGGUUAUGUGUUCAGGAUAUUUAUUGCGACUCAAUUAUUUGUGUGCUUCUGAAAAUGUUCUGCUAUCAUUACUUUUCGUCGCAUCUGUGUCGCAGCAAAUCACCACUGUGUCUGCGCAUAGGAAGGAAUGCACUGAGUGAGCACAUUUUUCUCGCUGCCUCGAGUGUGAAAGACAAACGAGCGAAGUCUGUAAAUGGUCAAGCCUUCAACAAGUGUCUAGCUGUAACCAUACAACACACGAAAAUGUAUAAUCUGCCAAACAUUGUUUGCCGUAUAGCCUUGCUGUUGCUUGCUCCCCUGCUUUUUCUU